Messenger RNA from Plutella xylostella (diamondback moth), 2677 nucleotides. RefSeq lists its product as uncharacterized. The record is from RefSeq and is a predicted model, not a curated record. Lineage: Eukaryota; Metazoa; Arthropoda; Insecta; Lepidoptera; Plutellidae.
ACCAACAACAAGCAGGAAUCAAGAAAACCAGUCAGUUUAGCUUCUGCCGCUGAGUCAGACGCACGCAUCGAGCAUGGCGGAUAAUCACUUUCCGAUCGCGAUCACUUACAUUCAUAACAUUGAAGAUAAAAACAGUUAUAAUUUGUAUUAAUCUAGUGGCAAAUUAACGUAAUACUGUGUUAAAAAUGCAUUAGUGAUAGAGUUUAGCGCAAAACCGUUAGAAAACUACGUGUGAAGUUGUGUUGCAAUAUUUUCGUGCGGUUCUAUCAACAAGUUUUGUUUAGGGUUUUGUUGGAAAACUAUAAUGGAAGUGAAGUUACAGUAAUACAGUUUAGUGUGUGUAUUAAUGCUGUGUGUGAGAGUCGAGAGUUGAAUAAAACUAGUUUUUACGUGCAUUUUGGACGGCGAGUUGUGGAUACCGUUACUAGCGGACGAGGGUAGUCGCGGAUUGCCACAGUUGCUGAAAUCCCAGACGAGGCAGGCGGGCGCAGUCAUGGACUCGGAAAGCCGCAGCGAGUCUGCUCUGAACAGCCCCACGGAGCCCGACGUGUCGCUCGCGGCGUCCCUCACCGACCCCCUGGAGGCCCACACCCUGGACGAGGCACGGAGGUCCAUCAGGGAUCUCCGCAUGAAAUACCGAGCUCAGGCGCACCAGCUCCUCACCUGGCGCCGCGCGCACCGGCUGCAGGAGGAGCUGGCGACGCGCCUGCAGCAGGAGAAGGCCGACCAGCUGCGGAGCCUCUCCAGCCAGCUGCUGCUGUUCGAGUCCCGCCUCGUCCGCAAGCAGAAGGAGAUCACCGGCAUGCUCGCCCUCCGCGAGAAUAUCAUCAUGAAGCAACAGAAAGUCAUCGAGAGCCUACAAGCUAAGCUGCUCGAAAGCGGUAUCGAACCAUCCCAGACUAUCCCUGACUACCGCGAGCUGCUGCAAGACUCCCACGUGACCGACUUCGAUUCCCUCAACGACUCGGACUCCGCGGUCGUCAUGGAGGACGUGGACUCGGACUGCAGCAACCUGCCGCUCGUGCCGCGCUUCCGCUCCGCCGACAGCGUCACCAUCGUGCGCUCCAUCUCCGACGCCAUCGACCCCAACCUCAAGUACAGCGUCGUCAGGCGGUCCAACGGCUUCCUGCGGAGACCGGAGAUUCUGGAAACCGUCUACAGCGUUGAAGAGGAGGCCGACGGCGAUUCCACUAAAGGCUUGAGUGCUCAGAACAGUACAGAGAAGGAGAUCUCAAACAAAACCGAUGAAGAGAAGUAUAAAGAGACGAGUCUGUUGGCGCAGCGGCGGGACAACUUCCGGACGAAGAAGGUGGUGCUCGCGGCCGAGGAGAAGAGCCAAGACAGCGACAAGGAGACCAAGCCGCGGGGCAAGCCCUGGGCGUACAGCUACGUGCCCAAGCGCAUGACGCCGGCGAGCGCAUCGGACGAGGAGGCGUCCGCGCCGGACAGCGACGAGGAGCCCCGCUGCGGCCCCGUCGUCACCUACAACCGCGUCAUGUCCAACCACCGCAACGUUACCAAGCCCAAGGACGUGAAAUACAAGAGGAUCAACAAGGCCAAGUCCAAGAGCCUUGAGGAGCUGCGCGGCCGGCUCAAGAACUGGGUGGACAAGGGCGGCCCGCUGGGCGGACAGCUGGGACCGCUGGAACACGCGCAGAGCUACGCGUAGACAAACCGACACUUUAGUUCCUCUUUCAAAAGCAAAUUCGCUUUGAGUGAUUUAUCGUUUAAGUGCCAAGUUUCAAGCGGUAGAAUUCUGCAGUCGGUGUGAGCUUUUGUGUAAAUAUUGAUAACACUCACUUCUGCGCGCUUCUUAAACUCGGUUUUACUGUGACUACACGCUCGGACGUAGGAGAAAUUGUUAUUUAAUCACGUAAGUCAUGAUAGGCUACUUAAUUAUUAAACUAAGGAUAAAUAUUGUAAAAGAUAAUACUUGUACCUUUUUAGCAAUUAACAACGGCUUUACAAAACGGAGGCAAAUGUGUAUUGACACUCUAUUCUUGAUACUUGUACUUCUAUCGAUAUUGUGAUUUCUGCGUACUAAGUACGUGUCCAAUUAUACGUUUUUAAAUUUAGUCCUAAGUUUAGUAUAUUGUUUACGACGGAGCAUCGUCACAGAAGAUUUGAUAUUUUGAUGAAACUUGAUAGGUUGUGUGUCCUGACCCUCGUCAGGGCUGGCGACGCUCCGUGGAAGGCCCGUGAGUGGCGACGCUGCAAGUUAACCAAUUUAACUUAUUUCUCGCAUGACUGAUUUUGUGUAAUUUCCUUUAGCUUAAGCUCUAGGCAGAGACAAUCAACCUUGACUUGUGAUCAGGAUUUGAUAACGGAACGUUGUGAUGUCCAACCUGAAUUUUCACAGUUAUUUAAUAAGUAUUUUUAAAUAUUCCGCUACAAAAAAAACACGCGAUUAUUUUUUUAUUUAAAAUCAUUGUUGUUAUUUAAAUCAAAGAUUUAUAAUAUUAUUAUUAGAUAAUUGUAUUGUAAUUUCAUCUACAUGUGCCAAUUACUAUAACGAAUCAUUUUUUUUCUUAAAAUUAAGUAGGUUUACAUAUCAGCGUUGGCAGUUAGUUAGACGUCGCUUGAAAGAAGUAUAUUUUAUUACAAUAUCACUUACACUUUAAGUUUCCUAACAAUAGUCAACUUCACGGUAACUCAAAAUAAACAGUUAUAUAGAAAA